CUUGCUCUCUUCCUCGCAGCAACAACAACAGUGAGGCGGACAACAGUAGCAUCAGCAACCGUAACCCACUCCGGUCAACCGCCAGUCUCCCCUAUCUGACAGCAACCACCUCACCGUCAUCGCCACCCUAACACCGCCCAGCCCCGCCCGCCCGCCGGCCGGCUGGCUCCCAGUGGCUGUGAGAGCAUGCUCGAGCAGAGGAGCGGCGAAUGACGGCGAGUUAUGAGCCAGCAAUAGCUUCCAGUUCUACUACCGCGGAGCAAGUGAAUAGGGCGGCAAGGGGCAGGGCAGGACCGCCGAGCCAUGUUGCAGUGAGUUGUAAGCUGUUCCUGAGUAGGGGAGGCGGAGAGCGAAGAAGGAGUUUGCCACACAUCCCGCCGGGGUGCCGGCGCCAUGGGCAACGCGGCCACCAAGUUCCGGAAGGCGCUGGUGGGUGGCGACGAGGCGCUGGCCUGGCAGCUGUACGAGGGCAACCCGCAGUUCCGUGACGGCCUGGACCCCAACGCCUCAUACGGCGAGCAGUACCAGCACAACACGCCACUGCACUAUGCGUGCCGUCACUCCAUGACGCGGCUGCUCAGGUCCUUUUUAUUCAGCAAGGAGGGCAACCCCAACAAGCGAAAUGUGCGCAACGAGACGUGCCUCCACGUGCUGUGCCAGGGCCCGCUCAUCCUGCUGUUGCCCGAGGGGGCCCUGUCGCCACGCCUGGUCCGCCCUCAGCGGGACGAGCAGCGGCGGGCCGACUGCUUGCAGAUGAUCCUGAGCUGGACGGGGGCUCGGCUUGAGGGAGGCCAGUAUGAGAAGGCCAACGUCAACGCCACUGACAACCGGCACAGCACCUGCCUCCACUACGCCGCCGCAUCAGGCAUGAAGAGCUGCGUGGAGUUGCUCAUCCGGAGUGAGGCUGACCUGUUCAUCGAGGACGACGACAAGCUGACGCCGUGCGACCACGCCGAGCGCCACCACCACACCGAGCUGGCUCUCAGCCUGGAGUCGCAGAUGGUCUUUUCCUCGUCGCCGCUAGCGAAGCGCUCUGACGCAGACGCGCGCGGCCAAGUCAAGCUGCUGCAACACAAAGAGCCGUACGAGGGCCUGAAGCUGCAAGACCUUCGUCGGUUAAAGGACAUGCUGAUCGUGGAGACGGCCGACAUGUUGCAAGCGCCCCUCUUCACUGCAGAGGCCUUGCUGAGAGCGCACGACUGGGACAGAGAGAAGCUGCUGGAGGCGUGGAUGUCAGAUGCCGAGGGCUGCUGCCAGCGCUCGGGCGUGGCCAUGCCUACGCCGCCGCCCAGUGGCUGUAACGCCUGGGACACGCUGCCCUCGCCCCGCACCCCCCGUACGCCACGGUCGCCCGUCACGCUCACCUUCACUUCCCCCACCGACAGCUGCCUCACGCCCGCCGACGAGGGCAUGGCCACGUGCGGCAUCUGCCUGUGCUCCAUCUCCGUCUUUGAAGAUCCUGUGGACAUGUCCUGCGGCCACGAGUUUUGCCGAGCCUGUUGGGAAGGGUUCCUGAACGUGAAGAUCCAGGAGGGUGACGCCCACAACAUCUUCUGCCCCGCCUACGAAUGCUACCAGCUGGUGCCUGUCCACGUAAUCGAGAGCGUGGUCUCCCGGGAGAUGGACCAGCGCUACCUGGAGUUUGACAUCAAGGCCUUUGUAGAGAACAAUCCGGCCAUCCGCUGGUGUCCGGCGGCGCGCUGCGAGAGGGCCGUGCGACUCACCCGGCCCGGCCCGGGCGAGAGCGACCCGCACGGCUUCCCGCUGCUGCCCUCCCCGGCCGUCGACUGCGGCAAGGGCCACCUCUUCUGCUGGGAGUGCCUCGGCGAGGCCCAUGAGCCAUGCGACUGCCACAUGUGGAGGAACUGGCUCCAGAAAGUCACAGAGAUGAAGCCCGAGGAGCUGGCAGGUGUGAGCGAGGCUUACGAGGACGCUGCCAACUGCCUGUGGCUGCUGUCCAACUCCAAGCCCUGCGCCAACUGCAAGUCCCCCAUACAGAAGAACGAGGGCUGCAACCACAUGCAGUGUGCCAAGUGCAAGUAUGAUUUCUGCUGGAUCUGCCUGGAGGAGUGGAAGAAGCACAGCUCAUCAACGGGAGGCUACUACCGCUGCACGCGCUACGAAGUUAUCCAGCAGCUGGAGGAGCAAUCCAAAGAGAUGACAGUCGAGGCGGAAAAGAAGCACAAAAGCUUCCAGGAGCUGGACCGCUUCAUGCACUACUACACUCGAUUCAAGAACCACGAGCACAGUUACAAGCUGGAGCAGAAACUGCUGAAGACGGCCAAGGAGAAGAUGGAGCAGCUGAGCAGAGCUUUCAUUAGUCGUGAGGGUGCCCCGCCAGACACGCGCUUCAUCGAGGAUGGCGUCAGCGAGCUGCUGAAGACGCGGCGCGUGCUCAAGUGCUCGUACCCGUACGGCUUCUUUCUGCAGCAGGGAAGCACGCAGAAGGAGAUCUUUGAGCUCAUGCAGACGGACCUGGAGAUGGUCGUGGAGGACCUGGCGCAGAAGGUCAACCGCCCCUACCUGAGGACGCCGUGCCAUAAGAUUGUCAGCGCCGCCCGCCUGGUCCAGCAGAAGCGGCAGGAGUUCUUGGCGUCUGUGGCCCGCGGUGUGGCACCCAACGACUCGCCCGAGCUCCAGCGAAGGAGCUACGCCGGAGGAUCGUGGGAUUGGGAGUACUUGGGCGUCGCCUCUCCUGAGAUGGGAAGUCGCCACUCUGUGCUGGCAGCAGGAGACCAAAGAGACCGAGCAUCACAGGAUUUCUCUGACAUUCAGUAUCGCCGGCGGCACCGAGCACGACGCAGGGGAGACAUGCUGAGUCUGCACAAUCUUCGGAGCAGCAGCAACACGCCUGAAAGCAGCAGAAGGAGCGACAGCACAGAUGGCCCAGAGAGGAGCGAGGGCCAGCGUAGAGCGCUGGGCUCCCUGGACGAGGACGACCCCAACAUCCUGCUGGCCAUUCAGCUGUCCCUUCAGGAGUCUCGGCGAGAGCGAGCCCCCGAGGGCAGCCCCGACUCGGAGCGCAGCCGAGAAGGUCCCCUCCCCAGCGAUUUCCAAGCAGGAGCGACAAGGGGCUCGCAUUCCCACACCGACCCUCCACGCCCUCCCCACAGGACAGACCCCUUGUGUUGUUCUUCUUCAGCUCCGUUGUCCACCACCUUACCCCUCCCUCCUCCGCCUCCUCCGCUCAGCGCCGAGCUGCUGAAGCUGGGGGACAGCCUUAUAAAACCCGGGAACCCAGCGCCUCCCAGUGCGGACCCUCGGAGUCACUGCCGCGGAAGCGCCCGUCCGGCCGAGCCUGAACACACUGCCCGCGAGAGUCCGACCGACUACGCGAUCCGACGCCCCCCCGCCCAGUUGUGCCUGCCGUCUCCGGAGCUUGAACCCGAGCUGCUGCUCCUGUCACCUGUUAUCCCGCCAGGGGGGCCGUUCACGCCCAGUGACCCGCAGAGCCUGGAGGCCCUGGAUCCCGCUGCCAGCGCCCAGCUGCUGGACAACAUCAUGGCCUGGUUCAACCACAACAUCACCCCACAGAACAACCCUCAGAGCCUGGCCCUCAUCCCCUCGCCACCUACCACCGAGAGUGACUCAUCCCCAGACGUGCUCACGGAUGCGGGCGCCGAGAACGUCGGCGCCUGGCAGCCCCCGGAGGGCCAGCCAGACACGCUGCCACACUCUUGCCCAAGCAGACCCAGCACGCUGGAGCUGGACAACAGAGCAGCCCAGGAAGAGGAGGAGCAGAGUGGCGCAGGGGCAGUGGAUGCAUCCCCUUAUGGAGAUGGCGCCCCAGACUCUGACCUUGUCCUCCAGCUGGAGGACGACCUGUCCCCGGUAGAGUGGGAGGAGAAAGUCCACCUGGUGUGAUCUUAUAGAAGAGAGCUGCGUGUAUUGUGAUGAUUCUCACUAUUAUCUCCUGAAACCUCGGUUCACAAACAAGAUAUUUUGCUUCGCUUUACAAACAUUGCACGUCACCUUUCUCACAUGGAGCUAUUUCAUUUUUUAUUUCAUCCACAUUCUGGCUCCUCUAAAACAAAUGCAAAGAGCACAUGACAGUGCACUUUGGAAGUCAAAUCAAAUUAGUGUUGGAAAACGGAGGAAUUAAUAGCUAAAGGUGGCAAUGGUGUUUGUAUUCCUGAGCUUCAGAAUAGUUUAUAUAUUUUUGAGAAAAAACAAAAAAAAUUAUCAUAACGUAGGGCUGAAACCCAUGAAUUCCAUUAAUUUGUGAACCAAGGUUUAUUCUGAUUCUAAUGAUUUAUCUAAUGAAGGAUGUGAAGCAUGCAGCAAAGCUGUCGCAGGCAGGUUUUUUCAAUUUUUUUUUAUUUAGGUUUGUUUAAAAAUCAAAACAAAUCACAGCAAAGCUCUCGGUCACAUAAAAUGCUGCACAUUGUUUUAAUUUAUUCCCGUUAUUAGUCCACGUACAAUCAAGCUGUUGUUUUUUAAUCUGGAAGAGUUUUUCUCUUAUAUUUAUUUUACUUCAUAUUUCCAGCUAUAACAAAAUUAUUUUAAUUAGAAUGGUUGUUUAUACAUGACGGUGUCCAUUUUAGUUUACGCAAAGCGUUGUGGCGUCUUUUUUCUUUUACCUACGAACGUUCAGUGCCUUGAAAGGCCCACAUGCACCCAAGAUCUCUCCAUUUGUGUCAACGUUGCAUCCAAAAACAGGCAGAUGGCGCUCUAACGCCUAUAAAUGUAUUGGCCAAUGAGAAACCUGAAGAACACUAUUUCUGGAAGACAAAAAUGACAAUAGUAUAAUAUACAUGGCACCGUAAAAAGUAACAAUUUUCUCGUCUACAGCCCAAAAAUCUAUUUUUGAAUGCAUGUGUUUGUACCAGUAAGGCAUCUGUGUUGAUUUGCGUCACUAAAUAUGGUUAUUCACUUUUUGGUGUACAUUCAAGGUUUUUUUUUUUUUUCAAAAUAUUCAUCUACGUGAGCAGUGUAUGCCAAAGCAACAGUUGGCGCUGUAACUCCUGUAAAUGGAGGUUUUGUCCGAUUAGCCAUUUCAAGAAAAGGCACAAAAACUGAAAUAACACCUAUGUCAAUCUUUCUUGGAAAUGUGAACAAUGUUUAAAAGUUUUUGGGAUAUUAUUUUGUUGUAUUUUCUCCAAUACCUGUCUUUCUGUAGACAUGGCCUCAAGUGUUCAGUGGUGUUUUGGUGCUUGAAUCCAAACAAUCUUUUUUUUUUUUUUUUUUUUUUUUUGGGCCCCGCCUCCCCAAAAAAGGGGGUCCAACAAUCCUGCUGUAGCUUUUGAAGCUAACAUUACCAUUAGUUAGCGUACUGUACAAUCAAGAGGGCCUCAUUUUGAUACUGGACCUUCAAGCACACUGUGCCUGCAGGAGAUAAACACACACUGGGUUUGCUGUUUUGUUAAUGUUUUUUCCCCCAUUUUUGUUUGCCAACAGAUCCACGACCUAGAAAUACCACAGUUACAAGACCAGCCAUUUUUUUUUUGUGGAGGCUAGUGUCCAUUUCCCAAGUGCCAUCCAUCUUCAUCUACACAAUUGCCAUUGGUGGAGUAUUUUGAUUGUAGCAUUUUUUUUAAGACAGAUGUCAGUGUUGCCACACAGUACCACAUUUUGUCACUGCUUUUAGAUUUGCAAGAUUAAAAAUUAAGCUGUCAGUUUUUUUAAUUUUUUGCCUCUGUACUAAAAUGAUAAUGUUGUUAAUUGACAUACUUUUGUCUGUGUGCCUUCUUUAAAAGUUAAUUUCCUGUGUGCUUUUUUUUAAGCUAUUGUUUUAAAUCAGAAUUUGACACUUGAGAUUGCAGUGGGCCACAAUAUUCCUUCACGCCCCUGACUUGAACUUUUGGGACCAAUCAUGUAGCCUCAAAAAUGUUUUUCGACGUCAAAAUACAAUUCCGUGCUUUGAUUUCCUAUUAAUGAAGCUGGCAAAUUUGGGGAUUAGGAUGUGGAAAUCAAUGAGAAAUGUUAAGUUCCAUCAAGAACAUAGGCAGCACCGCCCUCUCAUGACUGGGGAUUUUUGUCUGUUAAAGUGACAUCGGUUAAAAUAUUUCAUCCUGCCUUUGCUGAUUUUUCUAUGGUAAUUUGGUAACAGUUAUUUUGCGAAACCUCAAAUGUAACAGUAAAGUCAUUUCACGCUCACCUAUGAUACUUGAUACAUUCCCACUCGCAUCCAUAUGAAUAGUUCUUCAAGGUGUGGCUUAAAAUAAAAAAGUGUCAAAUGAAAGUUUACAUUCAAUUAAAAAAAUGCUCCAAGAUG
Molecule: messenger RNA, 6214 nt
Organism: Syngnathus typhle (broad-nosed pipefish)
Lineage: Eukaryota; Metazoa; Chordata; Actinopteri; Syngnathiformes; Syngnathidae
Gene: ankib1a
Product: ankyrin repeat and IBR domain containing 1a
Exons: 21
Coding region: 394-3864 (1156 amino acids)
Biological process (GO): ubiquitin-dependent protein catabolic process; positive regulation of proteasomal ubiquitin-dependent protein catabolic process; protein polyubiquitination
Cellular component (GO): cytoplasm; ubiquitin ligase complex
Molecular function (GO): zinc ion binding; ubiquitin conjugating enzyme binding; ubiquitin protein ligase activity
Source: RefSeq, a predicted model, not a curated record